CUCCCUAUCCACAUCCACCUCUACCUAGCUUAUCCUUGGUUCAUGGUACUUUGCUCCUCCCGCAUAGCCAUAUUCACAUCUGCUACACGCCCUACAUCAGCCUUCCCUAGACGCUAUCUCGCCUCGGCAGACGCUUGCAGUCUCCUUCGUACGCGCCUCCACAACCCUGCCCAGUCUCUCCGGACCUCUGUACAAAAGCCAAAGCGAGCUUCCUCUUCUCUCUUUCCUCGCCACACCACAUUCCCUUCAACCAAACACUUUGCUGAUCGCACAUUCUCAUCUACUGUCGCAAGUAUGGGAGCCGUCGCUACUGAAAGAGUCGAUACCACCGCUCGGGUUGCUCACCUCAGGGCCCUAAUGGCACAGCAGGAGGUCCAGGCCUACGUCAUUCCUUCUGAAGACGCACAUGCAUCCGAGUACCCUCCCGAGUCUGAUCUGCGAAGAGGCUUCAUCACCGGGUUCACUGGAAGCGCCGGCACAGCCAUCGUCACCACCACACCCCCUAUCACCGGCGAGGCUGCGACCCAGGGCGGAAAGGGAGAGCCAGAAGCGCUCCUAUUUACAGAUGGCAGAUACUUCCUUCAGGCUGCACAGCAGCUUCAACCCGAGGUCUGGAAGCUCAUGAAGCAAGGCGAAGAGGGGGUACCUACUUGGACAGAAUACCUCACAGGGCAUCUUCCGCAGGAUACCGUGAUCGGCAUUGAUCCAGCUCUGUUGGCCGUGUCCGACUAUCAGACACUGGCCAAAGACCUUGCCAAGCGCGGCUCCUCCCUCAAGUCGCUGCCAUCGAACCUUGUCGAUGAAAUCUGGGACGCCAUUCCUUCGAAUGAGCCCGGCGCUCGACCUUCGGCGUCCAGGCAAGAAAUCUUUGUGCAGCCCCUAAAGCAUGCAGGCAAGUCAGUCUCUGAGAAAGUCAAGGAGGUGAGAGCAGACUUGGAGAAGCUGUCCAAGGACAAGGCCAAGGACGACGUCAAGAUUGUGGGCUACGUGGCCACCAUGUUGGACGAGGUUGCCUGGCUCAUGAACCUCAGAGGUACCGAUGUGCCUUACAACCCCGUCUUCUUUGGAUUCGCUGUCGUGCCCAUCGAGGGCAAGGGCAAAGCAACAGUCUACCUCGAAGGCAGCAAGCUGACUUCAGAUGCCAAGGAGCAGCUGCAAGAGUCUGGCGUGGAGGUGCAACCAUACGAGGCCUUCUAUGCAGACCUGGCCGCACGCGGAAAAGAACAAGGCCAAGGCGAGAAGAUGUUGGUGGGUCAAAGAGCAUCAUUAGCUGUCUCAGAUGCUCUAGGUGGUUUGUCCAAGGUCCAGAUCGAUCGAUCGCCAGUGAUCGACCUCAAGUCCGUCAAGAAUGAAGUGGAGAUUGACGGCUUCAGGCAUUCGCACAUCGUGGAUGGAGCUGCUUUGGCGAAUUACUUUGCUUGGCUAGAGGGAGAGCUCACCAGUGGAAAGACGGUCAGCGAGUAUGAGGGCUCAGAAAUUCUCAAGGAGUUCCGAGCGAAGAUGCCCGGCUUCAAGGGCGAAUCUUUCACAACCAUCUCUUCUACCGGCCCCAAUGCUGCAAUCAUUCACUACAGUCCCAGUCCUGACAAGAGCACUACCAUCGACAAGAGCAAGAUCUAUCUCUGUGAUAGCGGUGCCCAAUUCGUCGAUGGUACCACCGAUGUCACUCGUACACUUCACUUCGACCCCGCUGCCGAGGACCCCCAGACUUUGCAGACUAUCAAGACGGCCUUUACCCGCGUGCUCCAAGGCCACAUUGCCAUUGACCAGGUCGUCUUCCCCAAGGGAACGACGGGAUACGUCAUCGAUGCUCUGGCGCGAAAGGCUCUAUGGGAGGAGGGUCUCGACUACCGGCACGGUACCGGGCACGGUGUGGGCAGCUUCUGCAAUGUGCACGAGGGUCCUGCCGGCAUCGGUACACGCAUCGUCUUCAAUGAGACGCCCCUCAAGGAUGGAAUGGUGUUGAGCAACGAGCCUGGCUACUACCAGGACGGACAAUGGGGCAUCCGUAUUGAAAAUCUCGUCAUUGUACGACCGGCAAACACCCGCAACAACUUUGGAGGCAAGGGCUUCCUAAAGUUUGAACACAUCACACUCUGCCCUAUUCAGACGUCGCUGAUCGAUGCUUCUCUUCUGAGUGAAAAGGACAAGGUGUGGAUCAAUGCCUACCACGAUGAGGUCCUUGCAAAGGUCGGACCUGUGCUAAAGGAGCAGGGCAGCGAGGGUGAACUGGGUCUAAAGUGGCUAGAGAGGGAAUGUGGGCAGCGCGUCUAGAAAGAGGUUACAAGAAGAAGAACCUUAUUAUAGCAUUGUCAGAAGAAGGAAAUAAUACAAAGAGUGAUUGUGAACAAUGACAGGAGUGAGGGAGCGUCUGAAAGGCCAGACAGACUACAGAAAGUAGUACUGUCGCAACUCCAACCCGCCCCUUUUUUUUCUUAGGUUCGAAUAUCACCCAGUCCAUGUCCAUCUACUCACUUCCGUCCAAUCAUC
Microstroma glucosiphilum is the source of this 2490-nucleotide messenger RNA. Its product is annotated as putative aminopeptidase P, cytoplasmic. The record is from RefSeq and is a predicted model, not a curated record. The coding region runs from base 295 to 2274 and encodes 659 amino acids. Lineage: Eukaryota; Fungi; Basidiomycota; Exobasidiomycetes; Microstromatales; Microstromataceae. The transcript is spliced from 2 exons. Gene Ontology annotation, molecular function: metalloaminopeptidase activity.